Messenger RNA from Cryptococcus deneoformans JEC21, 1272 nucleotides. RefSeq lists its product as hypothetical. Gene Ontology annotation, cellular component: eukaryotic translation initiation factor 2B complex. The transcript has 7 exons. Lineage: Eukaryota; Fungi; Basidiomycota; Tremellomycetes; Tremellales; Cryptococcaceae. Gene Ontology annotation, biological process: translational initiation. Bases 59 to 1219 code for a protein of 386 amino acids. The record is from RefSeq and is a predicted model, not a curated record. Gene Ontology annotation, molecular function: guanyl-nucleotide exchange factor activity; translation initiation factor activity.
UUUUAUUUCUCCCAUUCUUCCUCCUCCCUACAUAUCCCCCAUUACCUCGCCCCUCGCCAUGCAAUAUGUCGCAAGUCCCCAGGAGUAUCCCGAUACUCCCAGCCAAUCCUCGACCUCGGCCAGAAUUCCUUCUCCAAGAGCUUUCGAUGUUGUGACAGCGUACAGACGAGCUUUGGAGGAUGACAAGGUUCCCCACCCUAUCGCUGCCAUCUUGGCCCUCGUUGAGCUCAUGGAGGCUUCCACGGCUUCCACUGUAACUGGUCUCGCUUCCGAACUCACCGUUGGUCGACAGGCUUUGAUCAAUACCCAAGCGAGUCUUGGUGUUCGAGCAGGCUGCCAGCUGUGGGAAAGAUUCUUUGCUCUUUUUCCUGGUGUCGGCGAGGAUUUCCCCGCUUAUAAAAAAUCACUGAUUUCACAAGGCCGUUCGUUCUGUGCCAUUACGGCUCCUCAAUGUCGAGAGAAGAUUGCAGAGCUGGCCGUUGGUUUCCUUCGUGACGAUUGUGUGAUUCUUACCCACAGCUACUCAAGGACAGUCAUUCAGACAAUCUUGAGAGCACACAAGCAACACAAGAGAAUACGUGUCUAUGUCACAGAAGCCCGUCCUGGGUGUCUUGGGAUGAAAACACACCAAUUCCUUACUGCUAACGGCAUUCCUUGUACUGUUGUACUUGACAGCGCUGUUGCCUAUGUGAUGGAGCGUGUCGAUAUGGUGCUUGUUGGAUCAGAAGCUGUUGUCGAGAGUGGUGGCCUCGUUUCUUCUGUGGGGACCUACCAAGUGGCUCUCGUAGCCAAAGUCAUGCAAAAGCCCUUUUACGCCCUCGCAGAAUCAUAUAAAUUCCUUCGUCACUACCCUCUUUCGCAAACCGACUUGCCUAUACCAGCUUCCUCUGACCGGCCCGCUAUCCCUCUCGAGUUCCCGUCCACCAUUCCUGAUACCCAGUUCAUCCCUGGUUUCCUCUCGCGAGGCAGCAGCUUGACUCCUCAGUCAAGAAGUCCUCAAGCACCGGCGACACCCCCACACGCCGUCGGUGGUGGUGGUGUUGGUGUAGACGGAGGAAAGAAAUAUGAGAGGAUGGAGAUGACGAAAGAGAUGGAAGAGAUUAACCCGAUGGUGGAUGUGACGACCCCAGACUUGAUUGACUUUAUUAUUACCGAUCUGGGAGAGCCUUUAAGCCCUACGUCUGUCAGUCAGUACCUCGUCGCGCAGUUCUCUUCAUGAGGUUUUACGUCAACGUAGCGGGGUCGUAUGCAUGCACGUAUAUAAAUGACUAG